UGUUUUUGUUUUUCUCUUGUUGUUGUUUUGAGUUUUCGCAUUUCUAAUUUUCAAUCUAAUUGUUGAUUUAAUUUUAUUCUAAAAAUUGGAUUGAAAUGUUUUUUCGAUUAUUUCGAUUGGCCCAUUUUUCUGGUUUAAGUUCAUCUAAACGAGGACUCACUGGAAGGUCACAAUAUUUUCUUAAAGAUGGACCUAAAGCAAUUAGGCCUCGGGAUAAGCCUGUUGUCUUUGGUGAUUAUUUAUUGUUUGCGAUUCCAGCGACUACCUUUUGUCUUGGUGCUUGGCAAGUCAAGAGAUAUAUGUGGAAACAGGACUUGAAAUCUCAACUGAAAAGUCAAUUAUCCAAGGAACCAGUACCAUUGCCUGAAGAUUUACGUGCUGUUGAUGAUAUGGAAUAUCAAAGAGUAAUAUUAACUGGUCAUUUUGACCAUUCCAAGGAACAAUUUAUUGGCCCUAGAGUUUUCCUAAAAGAAUCGGCUAUUGCAGUUCCUAGUAUGCUCUCUGGAAAUAUCAAUGGUUUCCAUGUAGUUACACCAUUUAAAUUAGCUAAUAGAGAUUAUAGUGUGUUAAUUAAUCGAGGUUGGGUACCGAAGGAUAGACUUGACCCUAGUAGAAGAUUAGAAGGUCAAAUAGAAGAUGAAGUAACGAUCACUGGAAUUGUUAGAAAGUCAGAAAUAACGGACAAUUAUUCUGGAUCAAAGGAAGCAAAUGGUAUCUGGCUACGUCGGAAUAUCGAUCACAUAGCCCAAGAAUGUAAUUCUGCUCCCGUUAUGAUUGACUCUGAUUUAGAAAGCUCAGUUCGUGGUGGACCAAUUGGUGGACAAACACGAGUUGAAUUAGUUGACAAUCACAUGUCAUACAUAAUCACUUGGUACACAUUGACAGUGAUAUUAUGUUACCUUUGUUUAAAGCGAAUCUACGUUAAAAAGAAUCCAAUUCAAGUAUCAUAGGCAAUCAACUAUGGUUUGUGUGUGUACAAUCAAAUUGUAAUUAAAUCUCGACAAGACAAUUUAGCUUAUAAAACAA
Molecule: messenger RNA, 1026 nt
Organism: Panonychus citri (citrus red mite)
Lineage: Eukaryota; Metazoa; Arthropoda; Arachnida; Trombidiformes; Tetranychidae
Gene: Surf1
Product: surfeit locus protein 1-like
Exons: 4
Coding region: 96-950 (284 amino acids)
Biological process (GO): mitochondrial respiratory chain complex IV assembly
Cellular component (GO): mitochondrion; membrane
Source: RefSeq, a predicted model, not a curated record